Grus americana (Whooping crane) is the source of this 9679-nucleotide messenger RNA. It is a transcript of the gene ADRB1, whose product is annotated as adrenoceptor beta 1. Gene Ontology annotation, biological process: positive regulation of heart rate by epinephrine-norepinephrine; adenylate cyclase-activating adrenergic receptor signaling pathway; norepinephrine-epinephrine-mediated vasodilation involved in regulation of systemic arterial blood pressure. Lineage: Eukaryota; Metazoa; Chordata; Aves; Gruiformes; Gruidae. Bases 116 to 1636 code for a protein of 506 amino acids. The transcript is spliced from 3 exons. The record is from RefSeq and is a predicted model, not a curated record. Gene Ontology annotation, cellular component: membrane. Gene Ontology annotation, molecular function: beta1-adrenergic receptor activity.
CGCGGGGCCAUGCGGCAGCCCGGGGCGGCGGCGGCAGCAGCGGUGGUAGCGGCGGUAGCGGCGGCGGCGCCGCCUUCCUGCCCGCGGCGCGGCGGCCGGAGCGCCCCGCACAGCCAUGGGCGAUGGGUGGCUGCCGCCCGACUGCGGCCCCCAAAACCGCUCCGUCGCCGGCGGCGGGGUGACGGCGGCGCCGCCGCCCGGGAGCAAGCAGCUGCCCGCCGAGCUGCUGUCGCAGCAGUGGGCUGUGGGCAUGAGCCUGCUGAUGGCCCUGGUGGUGCUGCUCAUCGUGGCCGGUAACGUGCUGGUGAUCGCGGCCAUUGGGCGCACGCAGCGGCUGCAGACCCUCACCAACCUCUUCAUCACCUCGCUGGCCUGCGCAGACCUGGUGAUGGGGCUGCUGGUGGUGCCCUUCGGGGCCACGCUGGUGGUGCGGGGCACCUGGCUCUGGGGAUCCUUCCUCUGCGAGUGCUGGACCUCCCUGGAUGUGCUCUGCGUGACGGCCAGCAUCGAGACCUUGUGCGUCAUCGCCAUCGACCGCUACCUGGCCAUCACCUCGCCUUUCCGCUACCAGAGCCUCAUGACCAAGGGUCGGGCCAAGGGCAUCAUCUGCACCGUCUGGGCCAUCUCCGCCCUGGUCUCCUUCUUGCCCAUCAUGAUGCACUGGUGGCGGGAUGAGGACCCCCAGGCGCUGCAGUGCUACCAGGACCCAGGAUGCUGCGACUUUGUCACCAACAGGGCUUAUGCCAUCGCCUCGUCCAUCAUUUCUUUCUACAUCCCCCUCCUCAUCAUGAUCUUUGUGUACCUCCGGGUGUACAGAGAGGCCAAGGAGCAGAUUAGGAAGAUCGAUAGGUGCGAGGGCCGGUUCUACGGCAGCCACGAGCAGCCGCAGCCGCUCCCGCCCCCUCACCACCAGCCCAUCCUCGGCAACGGCCGAGCCAGCAAGCGGAAGACCUCCCGCAUCAUGGCCAUGAAGGAGCAGAAAGCCCUCAAGACUUUGGGCAUCAUCAUGGGGGUGUUCACCCUCUGCUGGCUCCCUUUCUUCCUGGUGAACAUCGUCAACGUCUUCAACAGGGACCUGGUGCCGGACUGGCUCUUUGUUUUCUUCAACUGGCUGGGCUACGCCAACUCCGCUUUCAACCCCAUCAUCUACUGCCGCAGCCCCGACUUUCGUAAGGCCUUCAAGAGGCUGCUCUGCUGCCCCCGGAAAGCUGACCGGCGGCUGCAUGCCAGUGGCGGGGAGCUGGCCCGGCUGCCUGGGGGCUUCAUCAGCACCGUGGGCUCCCCCGAGCGCAGCCUGGGAGGGACCUGGUCCGACUGCAAUGGGGGCACGCGGGGCGGCAGCGAGUCCAGCCUGGAGGAGAGAAAUAGCAAAACGUCCGAUUCGGAGUCCAAGGGAACAGUCAGGCUAAUGGAUUUGCAUUGCCUUCUGCUUCUGUUCAUCAGUCUAGUUGCAGGAUGCUUGCUGGUCCUCUUCAGUGCUGCCUGCAGCCCUCAUCUAGGUCUGAGCACCGUGCACAAGGUGGGCAGGAGCCUGCCAGGAUCAUCUGUGCUGCUGUCUGCUCUUGCCACCAGCAACCAUUCCUCAGCAGGUUAUUGCAGAUCUUUGCACACAAUGAGAUGGUCGCUGUGGGUAUAACUGCUGGUGAAGAGGUGCCAGGCAAUCUAUAAACUCUGUGCCAACAGACAUGUUAAGAUACACACAAGUGUUAGUGCGGGCGUUUCCUUAACAAUGUUUUAAACCACCCAGAGCAGAUGCGUGGACCCAGAUCACGAGGUGCAGAGAGUGACCAAGUGAGGGACCUUCUCCCCCACCCCCCAGGCUGUGAGCAGGGUUGAUACUUAGGCCCAGUUGAAUGCCUGAGGUUCCAGAGGGCUCUGACAGUUAGAGCUGUCCUAACUGUUGGUUUGCUUGCACGGGUAGGUCUGGACAGCCUGUGCUGGUGAAGGAAAGCCGAGGAGCCACCGAGGCCCCGGCAGCGUUUUCUUGUUCUAUUUCCAGCCCUGCUUUUAAAGAUACAAUGGGCUUCAGAUCAGAUGCAUUUCUGAAGCUUAUCUGUAUGAAUAUUUGACUGUUUAUCCAAAUGGAACAAAAACCUUCAAACCUUCUGAGGUCCAUCCAUCACGAGCCUUAUCUCCCCAUGUCACUGUUCAGCUCCCAGCCGCUGCCGCUCAGAGCCUCCUGCCACCCGGGGCUCAGCUCUCCCCACCAGCUUUCCAUCUCCCCUCUCUGGGCGGCUUCGCAGCAUUAUCCACAGUUAUGUCCUUGGCUCCCUGGCACUUCAGUGAUGGCCUCUGCAUCGCAUGCAGGAGCAGCAGGCUGGGCUGCUGCACGGUUUACAGCUAGCCAGCAUCCUGACAGGCUCCAUUUGUGCUGCUGUAUUGCAGCCCAUCAUCUCCAUCGUACAUAUGGCCACCGCCACGACCAGAGCAGAGCACACUGACUCUGCUUGGCCCCAGGAAAGGAGAACAUUUGUCUUUUUUUAUGGGAUAUUAAUGAAGCCCGGACGAAGGAAUGCAGUCUCCUCUAGCUGAGGUUCAAAGACUGAAAUAUCCAAGGAGAAUAUUUCUGAUCCCCUCUCUGGUAAAAAGGAGGUUUUGUAAGAGGUUCUCUAAAUCCCAGCUGUUGGGUAGGGGAGGAGGGGAUGUCAGCCCUUACCACUGGUCUCCUCUGGCAGAGGCAUCCUCACGACUGCAGUCAGGCUGCUUGAGAUCGCAGCACCCCUAAAAACCCAGGUGGGCUCUGCCCCUUGGUAGGUGAGCAAUGGCACGUGAGCCACCGAGAUGCAUGAGGAGCAUGGUGAGCGUGCAGGGGGGGCACCAGCAUCAAGCAGCCCUGUGGAGGUUGCUGGCCGGGUAAAAGAGCUGCAUAGUUAGUGUUAUGCCCAACCUAUGGAGUGCGUUGUUCAGCCUUGUCAGAAGAGCCUUUGCGGUGCUUGGUAUCGGGGCCACAGGACAUUUCUUGCUUUGAAGCUAAGCUGGCACAAGAAGUCAUCUGCAGUCCUGCCAUCCUGUCAAAGCUGUGGCCAAAAACAACAGGGUAAGGGCUUUGGAAAGAGCCACCCAUCCACAGCGUAACUGAGUAAAAAUGGGGACCUGGCUGGCUCAGGGCUUGAGAACAGCUUUUAAGCACAUCAGUGGUUGAAAUCCUGUGCACAACGGCGGGGAUCAGAGGUCUCUGCUGCUUGGUACUGCCUGGUCUUGGCCCAGAUCUAGACAAGCUUUGGCACUGGGGUGGCCUUUUCCCAUGGGGACCAUUUUCCUGUGGUCCUUUUCACAGGAGAUUCUGACCUGUGGGCUGUUGUUGCUCUCCUCCCUGUGGUUUUAAUUCUUUUCUCUGUUUUGAUAGUCAGAAGGGUAAAACAAAUUCCUGUCUCAUAUAUAACAAUGAAUUUGACUCACUAGCAAGAGAAUAAAUGUACUUUUUAUACUGUGGUGUAUGGUAAGCUAUUUAUAAAUAUCAUAUCACUUCUGGGUCAUCUUCAGGGUUUAAAAUAAAGUUUUAAUUUAAACAUAAUUUUCCAGUGUUGACAGAUAUGAUAAAUACAUUUUUGUUCCAAUAAAACCUAAUUUUGACAAUGUUUUGCAAAAAUCAUUACAAGCUGAGGAUUAGGCCCCUGAUUUUUUUGCUUUGUUUGUCUCCAUGUUCCAGUGUUUAGUUUAAUGUUACAUUCCAUUAUAGAAAAAAACAUCUGCGACUGCAGUAAGUCGUUCACCAAGGCCUCUGCUUAAGGAAUGGGAGGGUGCUCUUGAAAAGAAUGAUGAAGAGAGGAGUUAGCUCAUGUCACAGAGACCUUGGGGCAGUUGCAGUAACCCUCUGCACCAUUAAGGGACUUGAUGCCUUCCUUGCAGCUCCAUGGGGGAUUAAAAGUUACCACCACUGGGAGAUACCUGACCUUGAAGGGGCCCAGGACACUUAAUCUGGUGCUGGAGCACACGUGCUGGGUCACAGCCCAAGCUCCCAGGCCUGCAUGACCCCACUGCAGCGUGAUGACAGCAGUACGUUAGCAUUGCUUCAGGGAAUUACACACUUGUGCGACAGCCCAGGACCAGAGGGGCCUGUCCCCGGGGCGCCAGUGGCACAUGAGACUUCUUUUACACUCAAACUCCCUCACUUAAGUCAUGCCCACCGGUGUGAAGAUGCUGGCCACCUCCUCCGCUCCAGAGCAUCCGUCCCCUCUGCCAAAGACUCUUUCCCUGGCUUCACGACCAGCGCAGAACCAGCCCUCGGGGCACUGCUGCUAAACCCUGCAGCAACUAUAGGCAAUUGAGCUAACCUCGAUAUUCAAGGCAAUCCCCCCAAAAAGCCAAACAAGAGGGCACAGUGGGACAGAUUUCAUGUCUGGAAGGUGAGGUUAAACAGAUGUCCUCUGUCUACAGGAGAGUUGCAUUCCUGUUGCCUGAGCUACCCAUCCAUUGCUGAGCUGAGUCCCUCCAAAAUGUCUCUGGACCUUCUCUGGUUUUCCUGCUUUCCCAUGUAAACAAACAGCUCUGAGGAAGAUCUCUUUUUCUGUAAUCAAAUGUUUUCAUUCUGCAGUAAAACAGCUCUUACAUCAGUAUUAAUCAUACCAUUGUACCGUGGAUGCAAAUGCUGCAUAACAAAGCCCUUACAUGUUGUAAGGUGAGUGGGUCAGCUCCUGAGCUUUGAACAGCAAAAGUACAAGGAACGAUGAUCAGGAAAACUUAUUCUGAAGUACUUUAAAGCUGCUGUCUGUCUUCUGAGCCCCGCAGCUUGCAGCCCAUAUUGCUCACACCACCUCCCCAUUAGUCAAACAAGAGACGAUGCUAUUUGGAGAGCAAGUCUGUGUGCUGGAGACAUGCAAGCACCGACGCUUGUAUCCACAUGGACUGGCCUUCACCUGUGAGGAGCCUCCAGCUGCUGUGCUGAAAAUACCUGCGAAAGGGGCAUCCGGAAGGGGAGGGAGGCCUUCUUCUGGUGGGUUGCCAUGUUGCUCAGGCUGCUUUCAUGGCGAUACCUGGAGGUCGCCAUCCGGCACAGCCAGCUAUGAUAAUCCUUUCAGUGGGAACAGGUGCUGGAGGAUAAUCCUGCCGUUUUUCUUGGUUAUGGUUUGCUUCAGUCACUAAGAGUGAGCAAACAGAAUUAUCAUAGCAGCGACUCAGGAGGUGAAGUUACCGGCAUUGUGUGUCUGUGGCUCUGUGGACGUUCGUUUCCCAGGCAGAUGCCAGCUUUGCUGAGCAGCCUGCCCCGGCGAGGGCAGCGGGUCAGCGGGUGAGCCGUCGGCUCCUGGGGGCUUCACUGCCGGCUUCUGCCAGUGGUCCCCACUCAGGUCCCCUCAUGGACGAGGCCUGGAUCCCAGAUGCAAAGCCCAUGCUCUCUACAGAAAGUUGCCUCCCCCAGUUGCAAGUGGGAUGGAGACUGCCCAGCCGUGCAGCGGCCGAAACCUGGGCUGGGCCAAGGCACCGGCGGAGGGAGGACGAGGGGCAGCAGCUCCAGCCGGGCUGCCAGGUCUGCUCCGGCGGGGAAAGCCUGAGGCACUGCAACCCCCCUGGGGUUUACCCCUCCCUGUGAUACUUCAGAGCAAGUCUGCCCCUGCCUAAGUGCGAGAUCAUGCUUCCAGCAGACUUUACUGUAUCGUCAGGUUUUGUUUUAAAUCCCCACAGUGGAUUUAUCCAUUCCCUCUCAGUCCUCCUCCACCGCUCUUAGAGACCAGCGUGCACCCUGGUGACACUCCUUGCUACGCGAAGUCAGUGCCUCUCUGUUCCUGUUUUGCCACCUUUUCCUUCUGCUGAUAACAACCCCUGAUAGCCCCCCCCCGGCCAUUCCCUUCUCCACCAGCGAAGGAGGACAUGUGAGGUUCAUGGCACCAGCCUUCACGCAGUGUCUACGCACAGGCAUCUGCUCCCCUUUACUGGUUUGCUUUGGGACUUAGCUGACACCUAAUUUCAGUAACAGCAAAGUAAUCGAGCUUGGCUUCAUGGUUUUGUGACAAUCUUGGCCCAAAGCUGUUUUAAAUAACGAAUUGCAAAAUAAGCAUACGUGUACAGAGACGAAUACCAAACUGCAGGAAUAGGAACUAGAGACGUGCAGCUCAGGAAGGGUUGUUAAAGCUCCAGCUUGUAGCCAUGCUGAUAAGGCAGUUUCCAAGAAGUUGCCCAGCCCUUAAAUUCUAGAAACUCUGUCUUCCCAGGUCAAUAACCUUUUAUGGACUGAAUCCUGGUGUCAUCCUACAAGCAAACACGGUCCAGGCAGGACCUUCUGCAAGUGAUACGAGAGAAAGGAGAGCAUGUGUUGCUAAGAAGGGACCCAGAAACUUUAUAGCAUAGAAAACCAAAACACAUAGUGAAAAGCACAUUUGGUAAAUCUGGUAGUUUGGCAAAGCAAAAGAAAUUGCUUCAUGCAACUUCAUUUUCUUUGGUCAUGCCUCCUCCUUGCCUGAGAGGGGGUCGAGGCUGCUGCUCUGCCCUUCCUGCGCUGCACAGGCAGCGGGUGGCAGAGCUGCAAGGCUUGGACGCCCUCCAAGGUCUCCCCUCUUCCCCCAGAGUGCUCGAUCGGCCCCGGGAGCAGGGCUCUGCACCCAGGCUGCCCCGACACCAGCUCCCCCCCAGCUCCACGCCCUGCUGUGCACCAGCCUUAACCUCAGACGUGAACAGAGGCUCUUUGGAGAGAUUUUCCAUAGCAUCCUGCAGCUCCGUUUUAGCAAAAAUGUUCAGUGUGGCUCCAGUGAGAGCACUGAGACAGGGCUGAUGAGACUCAGUUUGGCACUCUCAUUUCAUGGGGAUUUUUUAAAAUAUUUUAUGCAGGUGCGGGAGUUGACACAACAGAGCAUGCACCGUGUUACAGUCCGUCCAGCUUGUGUGCAAACAUUGCUAGUCCCUUUUUAAAACUCUUAAGAGUUGUUUCAUAAACACAACAUAUUUUGCUUAAUUUCCAAAUCAUGUGCCAUUCCCUUAGCAGGCCCGGUGGUGCAGGAGCCGCCCAUGCGGACAGGGGCUGCAGCCCUGCGUCCUGCAGAACACCCGUGUCCCUGCCAGGGCUGGCAGCAGAGCCAGGCAGAGGCUACCACCUGCUGGACCUUUCUCAUUGACUCCCUGCUCCGACCCUCUCCACGAUGCCAUUUACUGACGGCACCGGCCGCUUUCUGGGCAGCCGCAGAAGUGCUGUGUGCUGAGCAUCAUGGCACAAACACCUCUCGCUAGCUCUUCAUCAGUAACAGAGCUAUUGAUGUGUAAGCUGCGUAAACAGUGAGGAUGCUCUAUGAGUAGCUUUGUGGGCCUGACCUUUUUGUUCCUCGUUUGGGGUCUGAUGCGUGUUUUGCAGAGUCUGGGUGUGCUCUCUUCCUUGUUGGCCCUGCAGAACAGGGGCACCUUUCCGAGCUGAGCCAAAUUGCCAGAGUUUUGCUGAAUUGGGGAACCUGGUAUUUCCUGAAACUUGCUCCUACCAAAAAAAAAAAAAAAAAUUAUUCUUCCAACAGUCCUUAAUGGGGUAAAAAAAUCAUGCAUACCGGAUGCACACCUGCCUGAAUAUGCGUGGGAUCCCACCCUUGCAUGGGGGGUCUUGGGGGUCUUCAUGGGAAGCACCCUUGCAUGCCUAGAGGUUUUCAUGGGAAAUGAUGCUAGAGCGUGAACCCAGCUCUGCCAUGUAAUCGUGCAUCAUCGUGCAGGCAGCAGUCCCGAGCAGGCAAGUCGGGUCCACAGGGCUGCUGCUUUUGCAAGGGUGCAGGACCUGGCCUGUGGAAUCCAGGCAAGCCAGGAUCAUGUUUGUUCCAUUCAAGGAGCUCAGGCAAAUGACUCCUGUAGCUCACCCUGACUCUUGCAGGCUUGAGAUUAAGGGACUUGGUACCCAGUUUGGAUGGGCAAACUCUGGGGCUGAACAACCACUGCUGCCGACAUGUCCAGGGGGGCUCAUGGUGCUGCAGCAUGUGCAUUUCCAGGGCAGAGACUUUGUUUUUGCACUCAGCAUGCUGAAUGCUGUCAGCGUAAUUUCCUGAUCUAGACUUUUUUUGAUUGACCUGCUCUUGUGAACUGCCCUGAGCCUUGGCAGGUCAUGCUAGCUUGCACCUACAACACGUCAGACCUCGGCUGCCCAGUUAUCCAGGCUCCAGGAAGGUCACUGGAAGGACUCCAGUGGCCUCAAAUAGGAGUUGACUCAUGCCCCAUGAGAUCAAAACAAAAUGUCUCUGCAUAUGAAAAAAUAUUAUGGAAACUGUAUCAUUCAUGCACAAAAACCUCACUUCAAACUUUAUCAUAUAAAAUACAUAAUAUUGUAAAUGGAAAGAAAAAUUGCAUGAGGCCUGGCGUGCAUUAAAAUUGUUGGCCUGUGAAAAACAUCCCUUCCCAUCAACACAGCUGUUUCCUGGGGUCUGGCACACAAGUAGGCAUCUGAAGCUAGAAAACUUGGACCCUUUCUGCACUUGUUUCUCUGUAGCAGUAAUUAAUUUCUAGUCUCAUCCCUUGUCUUGUCAGGAGUGACCCAGAGCAAAUGCUUACGAUGGAGUUAUCAAUAUGAGGCGAUGUGGCAGUGUGACAGGUAUGCUUCAGGACCUCAUAAAGACAGCAGGAGCACCAGAGAGUGAUGCCUGGGGCACAGAUAGGUGCUGAGGCCACCCCACAAGCAGGCUGCAGCACUUGGCUCACUUAGGUCUUUGUGGGAGGUCUGACUCUGUGGUCAAAUCCUGCCCCACUGAUGCUGGCCAGGAUUUGACCGUGGUGCUCAGCAAUGCAGAGUCCCUGCGGUUUCCACAGCUGCCAUCUGCAGCUUGAUCGUAUUCCAGCAAUAGCUGAUUGCCAUGGCCCAGGGAGCAGGAUUUAGCAUAUCACCUUGAGGAAAAGAGCAGAGGAAGGCUUGGCAUGCACAGCAAAUGCAAUUCUUAGAGAAAAAAUGAAUUAAUGUGGGUAUUAACCAGCAAUUUGUCAUACAGCCUCUAAAGCCAGCUUCUGCUGUUGUGAAGUGUGCAGUGAAAAGUGACGGAUACUUCUGCCUCUCCUCUGGCUUCUCCAAAGUUCUUCGGCGCUGGGAGCAGGUGAACACCACCAAGGCUGUUUGCUGCUCAGCAGGCAGGAGAAGCCACGAUGAUGGUUUCAACUGCUGACUGCAAGUGGCUCUUUGACCUGGAGCCAUGGGGCAAACUGUAGCUCAGCCUUUCCCUCUGUGCCGUGCUUCCCUCCUUGAGCAGGAGCACCAGGAGCUGGCUGCGGGCACUGCAGGAGCGCCGUCUGUCUCCUCGCAGGCUGGACCUGAAGCAGUUUCCAUGUAUCGCUCUGCUGUGCCCCACCACCCUGCCGACACCUCUGUGACAGAGAGGUCCCACCGCACGCUCUCCAGCACCUGGGCCUGAAUGCACACACGUUCAAACUUCAAGUGAUACACAGCCAGGUGAAAUAACCCAUCUGCACCAUUUGUCCACUACUGCAACCAAAUUACCCUUUUUUUACCCCAAAACACAUGCAGUUCAGGCCAAAUGGUCACACUGUACAAACCCAUCAGUGAUCCGCAUGCCUAAAGAGUGCAAGAGCUGUGAGGUGGCUGACGGGCUCUUGGGCUCUCCUGCUCUCCUGCCCCAGUGUUAUGGGUUGGCUGUGGAAUGUGGCUCAGCUAACUGGGCUAUACUGGUUCCCCGCUGGAGCCUCUUCCCCUAACUGACAUCAGGAGACAUCCAGCUGCGAUGACUAAGCUCUUCUUACAUUCCAGAAAUCCAACAAAUAAAUGUUUCUUGAAAAUAAA